Messenger RNA from Hyposmocoma kahamanoa, 926 nucleotides. RefSeq names its product trypsin beta-like. The transcript has 8 exons. The annotation marks the transcript as partial. The record is from RefSeq and is a predicted model, not a curated record. Lineage: Eukaryota; Metazoa; Arthropoda; Insecta; Lepidoptera; Cosmopterigidae. Gene Ontology annotation, molecular function: serine-type endopeptidase activity. Gene Ontology annotation, biological process: proteolysis.
GGGGGGACGCCAACUUCUGUGGAAAAAUACGCAUUUGUUGUACAGAUCAUCCGAAGUGGGGCUCUGGCGUGCGGUGGGUCUCUGCUCACAAGACAAAUCGUUCUUACUGCAGCACAUUGUUUCUUUAAGAACGAUGUACGGAUACAUAUAAAAUACUACACAGUGCUUGCCGGAACCACGAACAAUAAUUCAGGAGGACAGAGACGCGAGGUGACGGAUUUGGCAAUACACACAGGAUACAAACCACCUGCAAAGGACAAUGAUGUGGCUCUUUUAAAAACUUCUUCUCCGUUCGAUCUGAGCGUCAGCAUUUGUUUAGCUACCAUACCCUAUAAGGACAAUACCAUCGCUGACAACUCUUCGUUAACAUACUUGGGAUGGGGACUAACAAAGCACGGAAAGUCAUCGGUUCUGAUGGAGGUGUCAGUUAGCAAGAUUAACAACGACGUCUGCAUGCGAAAAUACCAAACACAUCCUGAAAAUACCUUUCGCGUCACUCAGAGAAUGCUGUGUGCAGGUCAAUCAGGUGCCGAUGCCUGCAAUGGAGAUAGCGGAGGUCCUUUAGUAUAUCACGGCAGCGUCGUGGUAGGUGUGACGUCCUGGGGAGUUAGCUGCGGAGACCCGAACUACCCUGGCGUCACCACGAAAGUCGCCAGUUAUAGUGACUGGAUCAAUGCUACGGUGAACGUCCUCCAUCCUCUGUCCUCCGAUGAUAACGCAUUUGAUACUGGACAAUUAAUUUGGGUUUUUCUUAUUGUAGCGAUUGCGCUAGUAGGAGUCAUCGUUACGUUAUUGAAAAAAAACCUUGGUUGAUGAUAUAAAGUCCAAUCCUUUAUUUUUUUUUAAUAAUGUAGCUGUAACGAGCUACUGACAUUAUGUAAACGGUUUCAUAAAUAUUUCAUAAUUGUUUUUAUAAAUUUAUACCA